CUCGUAUUGUCCACGAUCCUCAAUCUCUCUACACGGACUCUCUGCGACUACUGCUAUGUAUGGCUCCUUUGUUCUGUCUCUAUAACUAUGCUGCGCUCGAAUAAGUCACUGGACAUGACUUUCCGCCAUGUACUCCACCGCCUUUCAACCAGUGUCUCCCCAGUUUCAUGAGCCUCCGGCUCCACUCACAGCCCCCGUAAGGCUCCAUCGCCCUCGCACUCGACGGUCGUGUGACUUUUGUCGCUCUCGCAAGAGUGCUUGUCGGCUCGACCAAGGGCCUCCAUGCUACGCCUGCCGUCUGUACGCCCGGGAAUGUAUCAUCAGCGAGAGACCGCCACGGAAGAGGCAAAAAUCGACGAGCGAAGCAGGAAGAACCACUGUAGUCUCAGCCACCACUCACGACACGGGUGCUGCUAGACCGGCACACUCUGAUGGACCCAGAUCAUCGAACUGGACGCAGGGAUCCCAGGCCGCGGUACUUGCCAACAACGACGCGGAUCUCGCCGUCUUCUCCCCUCAAUCCAAUGGAAGCUCGCAGCAGAUGUCGCCCACGCAGGGAGCAGGCUCCGUAACUUCACAGGUUUCGGUCGAAUCAGGUCGGCCGACAACAAGACACGCCGUCGUGGGACGAGAGCACGAUGCGCCCACCGAGUCAUUGGACGCGUGGCCGACCAAAACCACCUUCCUCCUAGGAGACACAGGCGAGUCGGACCCCUACCUGCUUCGGCACUUUUCGUCGGAAUAUCUCGACUCAUCGGUGGAUGACAUUGCCAAGGUGACACCCAGACAUAUGCUACGUGCAUCAGACCCAGACGUCAUGCACAGCCAAGGAAAGCCCUUGAUCAUGUCGAUCGCCGACCAUUCGCUCUACGACCGAGGAGAACCGCGACUGGACCAAAAAGUCCUUGACCAAGCGGCAUGCGAAGUCUCCCAGAUGAUCUCGGAUGAGACAGGCGUCCGACUGGUCAAGCUCUUCUUCCGAUACAUCUACCCGUAUUUCCCCAUCUUGUCUAAGACGCGUCUUCUGUACCCGCUGGCCGAACUGCCCUCGCGACUCAAGUCCCUCCCGCUCUCUCUCAAAGCAGCCAUCUAUGCAUCAGCUUUGGCCUUCUUCACCUAUGACGACGUGCUGGCGACCACGAUUGUCCAUUCGCCUCCGUCGAGCCAGCGAUUGUACCGCAUCGCCUGGGUCGCUGUGACGCACGAAGUCCACACGCCUCACCUCUCCACUUUGCAAUCAUGCUUACUGCUUCUCCAACGGGUUAACGACGAUCGGUACGUGAUGGACACCGUGUUUCGGUGGAGUUUGCUCGGCUGGACCGUAGCUCUGGCACAGACCUUUGGCUUGUCCACCGACUGCCUCGACUGGACGGGGCUUCCAGAGUGGGAAAAGAGGCUGCGGCGGCGUCUUUGGUGGGCGGUUUUUGUCAUGGACAAAUGGGCAUUCAUGUCGGCCGGGUUGACGAGCCACAUCCACGAUGACAACUACGACGUCGCGCCUCUGACUGCGGCCGACUUUGUCUAUUCUGGCGAGACAGAGUCGUCCCAACAACAACAGCAACACAACGGCAGUGUCGAAGCCGCGAGCUCCGCUGGCGCUACCGAGCCUCCCUUAUCCCACUUCUAUCAUCUGACCCGCCUCACCGCGAUUCUCAGCGACAUCCAAACCGCGUUCUUCACCAUUGCCGCCUCCAAACGCACCGAACGCGACUUUCAACUCUCCAUCGAUCUGGCCAAGCCCAUCCGCCGCCGCCUCAAGGAAUGGAAGACGUCGUACGACACCUAUCUUGACUCUCCGCACCUCCACGGCCACCACCACCACAACACCACCGCCAUACGUUCCCGCUCGUCUGGUCUGGACGGCAACGCCUCCCUGGGGCUAAGCUACCUCGUCACCAACAUCAUCCUCUUCCGCGCCCUCCUCCGGCCCAUCGAAUCCAACCUCCCCUCGUCGAUUCCGUCGUCUUCCUCCGAAGCCGGCCGUGACGCGGUCCGCAUCGGCGCCAAGACGUGCUGCAUGGAGGCCGUCGAGUUCGUCGAGUCGCUGCGCCGCAACGUCUGGGACGCGUUUUGGCACUCGUGGUCGCGCGCGGGGUUUGCCAUGAUCUCGUCCAUGACGAUCCGGCUGCUGAUCACGAGCGAGGAGUCGGGCGAGGUCGACGAGAUCAACGCCCUCAUCAGGCGGUGGCGCUGGGCGUUGCGCACGGGCGGGGGCAGCGCCGGGAAUGUCUUGAUGAGUUUGGCGCUGUUGAGGCUCGAUCGGUCGUUGGUGACGAGGGGGAUUCACGAGAGUGACGAGGAGUGACCAUCAAGAGGGGAUGGAUAUAAAUGCAAUGUCCACUAAUCUUUCCAUCUCCGUACGGAUUUCGACUUCCAGAUAGCGACGACCGGGAAACCGGUGGUAUUCGUCGGGAAUAUUGCUAGGUAUAAC
This is a messenger RNA of Cladophialophora immunda, 2431 nucleotides long. RefSeq lists its product as uncharacterized. The transcript has a single exon. Gene Ontology annotation, biological process: DNA-templated transcription. Gene Ontology annotation, molecular function: DNA-binding transcription factor activity, RNA polymerase II-specific; zinc ion binding; DNA binding. Bases 128 to 2305 code for a protein of 725 amino acids. Gene Ontology annotation, cellular component: nucleus. The record is from RefSeq and is a predicted model, not a curated record. NCBI's taxonomy places the organism in Eukaryota, Fungi, Ascomycota, Eurotiomycetes, Chaetothyriales, Herpotrichiellaceae.